UGUGCGGCUCUCGUUUCCGGAAAUUGCCGAAGCUCUUCGGCUUCUGCCCUCUCUCUCUCUCGCUGUCCUCGGCCCUUUCCGCCGGGCCCGAGUCGGCGGCGCCUAGCCUUUUGGACCUCCUUCCUUCCUUCCUUGCUAUCCUUGGCUGCCCGAGAGAAAGAGAGCGGUCUUUCCGUCCGCUUCUUGUGGGCCUCGGGGCGGCCUGAGGGAAGCGGGGCGGCGGCUCGGAUGGCGGACGGCGUCCCGCAGCACCAGCAGCUCCUGCCCUCUUCCUCCUCCUCCUCCUCGUCGUCGUCGUCGGCCCCUCGAGGGCUGAAGCGGGAGCCCGAGCUGGAGCAGCCCAUGCCCGCCGAGGGAGCCGAGAGCGGCCAGAGCAAGCGGCUGCGGACGGAGCCGGAGGCGGACUCGGGAGCAGCAGGAGCAGGAGGCAUGCAGAAUGAACCUCUGGCUUCCAGUUAUCAUGGGUACCCAGCAAGAGACAGUCAGGGUAACCAGGAGCCUACAGCCACUCCUGACACAAUGGUCCAGCCAUUCACCACAAUCCCAUUUCCACCUCCCCCACAGAAUGGGAUCCCCACAGAGUAUGGGGUACCCCACUCUCAGGACUAUGCAGGCCAGACCAGCGAGCACAAUCUGACAAUCUAUGGAAGUACACAGGCUCAUGGAGAACAGAACACAAAUACAGCCACCACGCAGAAUGGAUCUCUUACGCAGACAGAAGGAGGGGCACAGACAGACGGCCAACAGUCACAGACACAAAGCAGUGAGAAUACUGAGAGCAAGUCAACUCCAAAGCGGCUGCAUGUCUCCAACAUCCCCUUCCGCUUUCGGGAUCCUGACCUCCGGCAGAUGUUUGGGCAAUUUGGCAAAAUCCUUGAUGUAGAGAUAAUCUUCAAUGAACGUGGCUCCAAGGGAUUCGGGUUCGUAACUUUCGAGAAUAGUGCUGAUGCAGACAGGGCCAGGGAGAAAUUACACGGCACCGUGGUAGAGGGCCGUAAAAUCGAGGUUAAUAAUGCUACUGCACGAGUGAUGACUAAUAAGAAGAUGGUCACACCAUAUGCAAAUGGUUGGAAGCUGAGCCCUGUGGUUGGAGCAGUGUAUGGUCCUGAAUUAUAUGCAGCAUCCAGUUUUCAAGCAGAUGUCUCGCUGGGCAAUGACGCUGCAGUGCCCCUGUCAGGAAGGGGGGGUAUUAACACUUACAUUCCUUUAAUCAUUCCUGGCUUUCCUUAUCCAACUGCAGCCACUACAGCAGCCGCAUUCAGGGGAGCCCAUCUGAGGGGCCGAGGACGCACAGUGUAUGGUGCAGUACGGGCAGUACCUCCAGCAGCCAUCCCGGCCUAUCCAGGAAUAGUCUUACAGGAACCAAUCAUUAGCGCUAAAAUACCUCAGGGUGGAUAUGCAGCCUACAGAUAUGCACAGCCUGCUACCGCCACAGCAGCCACAGCUGCUGCAGCCGCUGCAGCGGCUUACAGCGAUGGUUAUGGCAGGGUGUACACAGCAGACCCUUACCAUGCCCUUGCCCCUGCCGCUAGCUAUGGAGUUGGCGCUGUGGCAAGUUUAUACCGAGGUGGCUACAGCCGAUUUGCCCCUUACUGAAGUGACGUGAGCCCCCCUGCAAGUGGGACAGCCCCCCCCAGUUCGUGAGGCCUGGCUAUUGCAAUAUUUACUAGUAGAGGAACUCUAUAGCAAGAAGAGGAGGAAAACAAAAGAAAAAAAACAAGAGAAAUACUUUUUUAUACCUCACUAUGUUCUUUGAAUAUGUAUUUUUCCUUUAAAUUUCUGCCUUUAAUUCUUUUGUUCCAAAGAUUGUGCAUUUUUGGGUUGUUUUUUUUUUUUUGGGUUGUUUUUUUAAACUGUGGUAAACAUAAUGCAUUUCCAUGUCUGUAUAUGCGUAGCUUAUCCUACCAAUCACAAAAAGAGAUUAAUAGAGCUAAGGAGCACCCUUAGGAACCAGUAUCAUGGAAUUAAAUCAGGAACAUUCAGGCGUUUGUAUUUUACAUGGGUCUGGUGCCUGAGGCCUGCAGUGAUAUAAGGAAGAGCCCCUCUCCCUCCAAAGGCCAUGCUCGUUGGCUUUAGCUGGAGCCUUCAUGCUGGUUGAAGAUAUUGCCAUCUGGCACACAUGGGCUCAGGACAGUUCUGAAAGCAUCAAGAUUUUACAAUUUUCAAGACAAUGCUCCUUAAAGCUGCCCAAAGACUUUGUCUUUUAAUGGUUUUAGGGGUCAAGACUUGAUGAUCUUAUUGCUUCUCUCCAUACACUUUACUUUAGUGAUUGUUGUCCACUACCAAGACUGUCCUUUGUUUCUUUCACUUGCUAUGGUCUUCCUCUCUUUCUGCUCUCUUUUUGCUGGAGGAGCAGCAGACGGAGGACAAUGACUAUCACACCUGAAGCCAUGGCAAACAGAGUUCUGUCUGAGAUAACCAGGAGUCUGAUGGCAGAGCUGCAAUCUAGAAGUUAGAACUGAACAAUGAUGGGGAAGGCUUGCACCAGUGCUCCUUUCAGCUAUUCAGAUCUCCAAAGGUCCAAGACACUCUUCUUUCCAUCUUGAGCUGGUUGGCUCGACUGCAAGUAUGCUACCGAAAAAUUGCAUGAAAAGAGAAUACCUGUACCCUGAAGAUCCCAGAAAAAUGGCAGAGGUGGUGGGGAAGAUCUGCUGUGUCAUAAUGCUAUCCUGGAAUAGUGUAUAGCUUUGGCAUCUGGGAGCAACCAAACAUUUCAAAACAAUUUAAGAAGAGGAAACAUUUGCUUUGAUACACAACCCAGAACCCUUAGUGGGUUAUCUGUUUUCCCACUGGAGAGAAAUGUGUAUCCAGACUGCUCAGCUUGGGACGCAUUUAGCUGAGAGAGGUGUCAGGAAUACUUGGAGCCCCGAGACUUGCCCUCCUUACUUUUUUUUUUAAUUGUACAUGGAAUGCCCUUUAUUUUAUGCAGUGGGUGUCUUGUAAGUUACUAUAGAAGCAUGCGUGUGACAACAAGUAAGCCACUGCUUUCAAAUAUCUGUUGCUAAUUUUGGAAGUCAAACUAUCAGAAGAGAUCCUGCAUUGCCCUCUCAGCUUUCAUUAUUCUCUUGGCACCUCUUACAGAUUCUCUGCAGCUUUUACCUUUAAUAAAACCCUACAUGUUAGAGAAGCACAAUUCCCUUUGGCUCCAUGGCCUGCCUAAACUGGUACUGGGUGACAUUUCACCCCAUGAAAGGGCAGCUAGGGGGUGGACUUGUAGCUAAAGCCUGCUCAGUUCAUGUCAUCAUCUGCCCACCAACGUCAGUAUAGGAACAGAGACAUCCUGAAACACUUCAGUGAGCAGGACUAUCAAGGAAGUGCACUGACCCAGCCACACAUGACUCCCAUCUUUGCUCCCACUCCCAUUGUGCCCUCUCAGUGCUUGCACCGAGGAUGCUGGAGAAGAUGCCUGAAGAGAGAAGGGCAGGGGAGAUUUUAAUUAAGCUAGAGACUCUAACUGUGUUCAUUCUCUGGAACAAGGUGACACCAAACUGCCAGCCUGUUGGCCACUUUUGUUUGUUUGUUUUUUUUUUUUUUUUUGUCUUAUUUUUCAAGCCAAAGUUUGGUUUGUUGAUGUUAUGAUGAUUUCUGUUGUGUUGUGCUUUUUAUUUUUACUUUUAUUUUUAUUUUGUAUAUAAAUAUUUUAGUUAGCUUGAAAAAUGGGGAGAGGGGAAUGAGGGGUUCCUGGGCUUUCACAAAAUCAAGGAAAUGUGAAAGCAACAUUUUUUUCUGGCUUACCUAAAUGCCUAGUGUUAUGUUCACCAGAAGCCCGCUUUCAGUACAAAGCAGUUGAUGGUGGGAUUAGACUUGAUUCCUGCCCACGGAAUGAGACACAUUAAAGAUCUCUGAAAUGAAUUACCAACUGUGUGAUAGGAAAACCCUUCUGUUAACAUUACAGAAAAGAUGGAGGUUGCAUAGCUGUUUCCAUAGUAAUUGGGUCAGCCUGGCUGUCUUACAUACAAAAUACUGAACAUUUUGGAUACAGUGGAUUUUACAGGCUAUGCAGCUCCUCUGUUAAGAAAGCUGGACCCACUCAGUGCUGGUCAUUAAAGCUGGAUGGAGUCAAUAGUCCAUUAUGUUAAAGAUAGUUCCUAGUUUGAGAGUCAGCUGCUCAUUUAAGUUGCAUUGGCACUAGGGUCAUUUGCAGGGUGACUUUGGCCAACACACUUCCCUUGUCUGUUUUUGUAUCUGUAAAUUGGAAGGGCAAAGCAACCUCUCUUUUAUGAAACACAGUGAGAUCCAUGGUAAAGAACACUAUUAUUAACAAUACAUUCAUGCCUCUCUGUCUUUUAAAAUAGCCAACAAAAUGAUUUUGUAGUACAGCUCUUUAGCAAGAUACCAUUUACCUUUUGGUUCCUAGAACACUUCAGAUAUCUGAAUAGAGUGGAUACACAUUUUUUUCCCUGACCAUUUCCCAUAUCCAUGUCUAGUCAGUGUGGGGGCACCUUAGAUUUCAAGAAUGGGAACCAAAUUUGGGUGACAUCUCCUUUCCGAUGUCCUGCACCUAAAGAAAAAGAGUUUGCUGUCUGCUAGGAAAAUAUGGUGCUUACCAAUUCCAGCAUGCUAGCAUGUGAGUGAUCCUGAGUGGAUGGGGUGGAGGCUAAGGAGAGGCUAUAAGGAUGUGUUCCCUGUUUACACUGAUUUUAAAAUAGGAAAAAACUAAAAUCCUAGUAGACAACAUGGAAAGCCAGUGUAAAGGUUUUAUGUGUUUAUUUUGUCAUGGUCUUGAGAAUGUCAAAUAUGUUUGUGGUAUACACCAGUAUACCUGAUCCUUUUUUGGAUAAAACACUAUUUGGUGAUGUUAAUUGUCUGAAGAGCCCAGCCCCCUUCCUGCACCUUCUCUGCCCUAUCUUGUUUGGAAGUUGCUUUUAUUUACAGUGUAAUAAAACUAAGCCUCCAGUUACUGAGGCAAGUUAUCUUCUCAUAGAGUGAAACUGGGCUUUCUAGUGUGUUUUGCUAGUGUUCGUCCCCCUUCCCACCUUCCCUAACAUUCCCAUCUUAAUUUCAAAAUGGAGCAUACAUCAUUGCUUCACAGAGGAAGGGGCAGAAAAUGACAGAAAGACACUAGCAUUCAGAGCUGGCUGCCCUAACUAACCAGACACUACAGAAAUCUUGGUAAUCCUUCUGCAGUAGUUUUGUCCAUCUUUCCAGGCCACCAUCAGUUCCAGGUUAUUUAGGAAUACUUUUAGGCAAAUUGAAUCUAAGCACUGCCAGUUGACAAAGACUGGAAAGUGAGGGUUGUUUAAAAAAAAUCCUGCUCAUUAGUGGUUGCAAUCUUUCCUGCCAACUUCCCCGCCCCCAUAAAGCCGUCCUCUGGAGUCUGCUAGGACUCCAUUUGUCUAGGAGUCUGCAUCAUGUCACUUAGUUAAUGGUUGAAUUUUUUUAAAGGAAAAUUGUAAGCCUUUUUUUGGUCUUUGUCCCUUUUGGAUGAAACACUAAAGGUCCUUUGUUGCUUUUUGAGGAAGAACUGUCAAGGAAUUUAGCUAUCUAUUCAGCGUAGCUAUGCACUGCAGUUUUGGCAUCUCACUUUGCCUGGAGAUUAAAAAGAGAUCCUUCUACAUUUUUUUUUUUUAAAUACCUGGGGCAAAGCUAGACCAGUGACAGACUUUAAGCUGGAUGGCAGGAGAUGUCUGACUACUCAGACUGACUUGAUAACAUUCAGAGUUGGACACUAUGAGGCCCAAAAUGCCCCAGACUGACUUGGCCUCUCCAUGCAGUGGGUCCUGCACCUCUCCCUUGCCAGGUACCUAAAGGACAUAGGAUACAUUGUAGUCUCUCUUCCCUUGGAUAAUUUCCCAGGAUGCCUGGGCUGUUUGUCCAGGUCUUCUUCCCUGUGCACUCUGGAAAAGGAAUAUCUGGAUUCCAGGACUUUGUGGCAGCCCCUAACACCCUCAACCUCCCACCCCCAUUUAAGUAUCAUAUUGUACAGUAGCUUUCAAACCAUACAGUAUUCAUUGGGUUACUCUUAUUAUUAUCAAGUAGCUGGAAUUGUGAAGGUCGGAGUAGUUAGAAUUUUAGCUUUUAUUCCUUUUUUUUUUGUAUUACUAUCCAUGUGUAUAAAUUAUUGAUCAUGUUGCUGGCUUUUAUAAACUCUAAGCAAGGGAGGAUCCUUUCCUCACCCUUUGCGAAUGGUAAUGAAGCACUGUUUUUAAAUAAAAGAGAGAAACACCA
Molecule: messenger RNA, 6168 nt
Organism: Sceloporus undulatus (fence lizard)
Lineage: Eukaryota; Metazoa; Chordata; Lepidosauria; Squamata; Phrynosomatidae
Gene: RBFOX2
Product: RNA binding fox-1 homolog 2
Exons: 14
Coding region: 229-1596 (455 amino acids)
Biological process (GO): regulation of alternative mRNA splicing, via spliceosome; nervous system development
Cellular component (GO): nucleus; cytoplasm
Molecular function (GO): mRNA binding
Source: RefSeq, a predicted model, not a curated record